Messenger RNA from Meloidogyne enterolobii, 618 nucleotides. The record is from the annotation of a GenBank genome assembly. Lineage: Eukaryota; Metazoa; Nematoda; Chromadorea; Rhabditida; Meloidogynidae.
AUGGUCGAACCUGAAGUAACUGAAGAAAUUUUUCAAGGAUAUAAUGAUUGGCAACGAGAUAACAAUCAAGAUAAUAAUCAAAACAAUGAAAAUAAUGUUGUGGAGGGAAAUGGACAAGAAUUAGUAGCAAUUGAACAAGGAAAUGGUAAUGAUAAUGCUGGUGAUCCUGCAGAUGAACCAGAAGAAAAUAUUGGAUUUGAAAAUUUGACAAUUGAUGAAAAAUUGGGUAAAAUAUUUAUGGAAUGCCGAAAAUUGAAAAAAGAAGUAAAGGAAUGCAAAAAGACAAUUAAAACACUUAAGUCGGAUAUAAGCAAAUUAGAGAGUGAAAAUAAUAAAAUAAAUGAAGAAAAAGAAGAAUUAUAUAAGAAUUUUUGCAAAACAAAUGCGGCAUGUAUAAAAUAUAAAAAGGGCACAAACACAGGGUUCGGUUCUUUUAUUGGAGGUGGUUUUGCGGUUGUUAUACCUCUUCUUCUGAAAUACAUUGGUGUGGCAAGCUUGUUUAGUUUUCCUGUGGGUGGCCAGAUGUAUGUGGGAUUUACAAUUUUUGGCGGAGUGGUAGGUGGAAUUAUUGGAAGGAUGUGUACUAGUAAUAAGCCAAAAAUUUCAAUCAAAAAAUAA